GCCUUUAUUACUCGAAAGUUAUGGCGAGUCGUAGUUUGUUCCCCUGCCUUACUGUUUUGUUCUGUGUGAUGAGUAUUCUGGCUCCCUUUAGUGAUGGUCAGCUUGAUUAUAGUUACUAUGAGAGAGCAUGUCCGAGCUUGCAUAGGAUUGUUCGUUGGAAUGUUUGGGAAGCACUCCGUAGUGACUCAAGAAUAGCUGCAUCCCUCCUUCGUUUGCACUUCCAUGACUGUUUUGUUAAUGGUUGUGAUGGAUCCGUGUUGCUUGAUGACACGUACUAUUUCAAGGGCGAGAAGAAUGCUGCACCAAACCGCAAUUCAGUCAGAGGAUAUGAGACGAUUGAUAUCAUAAAAGCACACGUUGAAAGAGCUUGCCCGUUAACUGUAUCUUGUGUGGAUAUAUUAACUCUUGCAGCUAGAGAAGUUGUUGUCAUGGCAGGAGGACCAUUUUGGCCUGUUUUACUUGGUCGACGAGAUGGACUAUCUGCCAAUGAGAAAGCAGCAAAUGAACAAUUACCUUCGCCAUUUGAGCCUCUGGAUAAAAUCGUGGCCAAGUUUUCCGAUAAAGGUCUUGAUCUAAGGGAUUUAGUAGUUCUUUCAGGAGCACACACAAUUGGUUUUGCUCAAUGUUUCACAUUCAAGGGGAGACUUUUCAACUAUCAAGACUCAGGAAAGCCAGAUCCAAAUCUCGAUUCUUCAAUGUUGUCGAAAUUGCAAUGCACUUGUCCUGACACGGAUGAAUCCAACACCACACUUACUCCUUUAGACAUACAAUCUGUUACGAGAUUUGACAAUGCGUAUUACAGAAACCUUAUGAACAACUCAGGACUACUUGAAUCAGAUCAAGCUCUAAUGUCAAAUUCUCAGACAGCUGAUAUGGUCAAAUCUUACAGCUUGUACCCUCAUCUUUUCUACAAAGAUUUUGCUGCAUCGAUGGUAAAAUUAGGAAAUGUUGGAGUCCUCACGGGACGAACUGGACAAAUUAGGGAAAUAUGUGGCUCUGUAAGUAAUAGAAUGUUUCUGUCAAGUAUGUUUAGUCUUAGUGUUAGACAAAGUUUAUCAACUGUGCUUGCUUCAGUAUGCAUGUUUUUACUAGUAAUAGUUUAACUCGACAUCAAAUGAUGUCGUACAAGUAGAGAUUUGUGGUUACUACUCAUUUCGGUCCAAAAUAAAUGAA
Messenger RNA from Solanum tuberosum (potato), 1173 nucleotides. RefSeq names its product peroxidase 10-like. Gene Ontology annotation, biological process: response to oxidative stress; hydrogen peroxide catabolic process. NCBI's taxonomy places the organism in Eukaryota, Viridiplantae, Streptophyta, Magnoliopsida, Solanales, Solanaceae. The record is from RefSeq and is a predicted model, not a curated record. The transcript is spliced from 4 exons. The coding region runs from base 21 to 1103 and encodes 360 amino acids. Gene Ontology annotation, molecular function: heme binding; peroxidase activity.